This is a messenger RNA of Acanthochromis polyacanthus (spiny chromis), 1576 nucleotides long. Its product is annotated as protein NLRC3-like. The transcript has 3 exons. The record is from RefSeq and is a predicted model, not a curated record. Bases 35 to 1576 code for a protein of 513 amino acids. Lineage: Eukaryota; Metazoa; Chordata; Actinopteri; Pomacentridae.
CUGUGUGGACAGACGUACUGAGAUCUAACUGUUGAUGUUGAUCCACAGAGUGGAGCAGCAGAACUCAGAGGUUCCCAGAGCUCAGUCUGUCCAGCAGCAUCACCUGGACUCCAUAUUCAUGCUGCUGGAGGACAACAUGGUGACUUUUGUGAAGAAGGAGCUGAAGAGGAUGAAGAAGGUUGUGAGUCCAGAUUACCCAGAAUGCUCAGAGAGUCAGAGGGAGGAUGAGGAGGAGUUGGAGGGUGAUGAUGAAGAGCAGAGGAGCAGCAGAGAGAUGUUUGAGCAGAUCACAGUGUUGUUCCUGAGGAGGAUGAAGCAGGAGAAGCUGGCUGACUGUCUGCAGAGCAAACUUGCUGCUGCAGUUUGUGGACGUAAACUUAAACGUGGUCUGAAGAAGAAGUUCCAGAGAGUGUUUGAGGGCAUCGCUAAAGCAGGACAGAAGACCCUCCUGAAUGAGAUCUACACAGAGCUGUACAUCACAGAGGGAGGGACUGCAGAGGUCAAUGAUGAACAUGAGGUCAGACAGAUUGAAGCAGCAUCCAGGAAAGCAGACAGAGCAGAAAGAAGCAUCAGAGCAGAAGACAUCUUUAGAGGCUCACCUGGAAGAGAUGGACCAAUCAGAACAGUGAUGACAAAGGGAGUGGCUGGCAUCGGGAAAACAGUGUUAACACAGAAGGUGACUCUGGACUGGGCUGAAGACAAAAGCAACCAGGACAUCCACUUCAUGUUUCCAUUGACUUUCAGAGAGCUGAAUGUGCUGAAAGAGAGAAAGUUCAGCUUGGUGGAACUUGUUCAUCACUUCUUCAGUGAAACCAAAGCAGCAGGAAUCUGCAGCUUUGAAGACUUCCAGGUUGUGUUGAUCUUUGACGGUCUGGAUGAGAGUCGCCUUCCUCUGGACUUCCACAACAAUGAGGUCCUGACUGAUGUUAGAGAGUCCACCUCAGUGGAUGUGCUGCUGACAAACCUGAUCAGGGGGAAUCUGCUUCCCUCUGCUCGCCUCUGGAUAACCACACGACCUGCAGCAGCCAAUCAGAUCCCUCCUGACUGUGUGGACAUGGUGACGGAGGUCAGAGGGUUCACCGACCCACAGAAGAAGGAGUACUUCAGGAAGAGAUUCAGAGAUAAGAAGCAGGCCAGCAGCAUCAUCUCCCUCAUGAAGAAGUCACGAAGCCUCCACAUCAUGUGCCACAUCCCAGUGUUCUGCUGGAUCACUGCUACAGUUCUGGAGGAGCUGCUGAGAAGCAGAGAGGGAGGAGAUCUGCCCAGAACCCUGACUGAGAUGUUCAUCCACCACCUGGUGGUUCAGGCAAAAGUCAAGAAGGUCAAGUAUGAUGGAGGAGCUGAGACAGAUCCACACUGGAGUCCAGACAGCAGGAGGAUGAUUGAGUCUCUGGGAAAACUGGCUUUUAAUCAGCUGCAGAGAGGAAACCUGAUCUUCUAUGAGUCCGACCUGACAGAGUGUGGCAUCGAUGUGGAAGCAGCCUCAGUGUACUCAGGAGUGUUCACACAGAUCUUUAAAGAGGAGAGAGGACUGUACCAGGACAAGGUGUUCUGCUUCGUCCAUCUGAGCGUUUAG